This is a messenger RNA of Hypoxylon trugodes, 1289 nucleotides long. RefSeq lists its product as uncharacterized. The record is from RefSeq and is a predicted model, not a curated record. The transcript has 2 exons. Lineage: Eukaryota; Fungi; Ascomycota; Sordariomycetes; Xylariales; Hypoxylaceae. Bases 148 to 924 code for a protein of 258 amino acids.
GCUAUUCUAGUCAAUUGACUCAGCUCUGACCUUCGGUCGUCCAUUCUUUCACAACGCUCUUAAGCUUACAGCUUUAUCACAUUCUUUUUCACUUCUAAAACAAACCUACCUUGUUCGUUUUCACGUUCAAUACCAACGACAUUCAAAAUGCGUUUCACCGGAGCUGUUCUUUUCGCUGGUGCCGCUAUGGCCGGAAGCACCAUCUACUCGACUGACUUCGUCACCGUUACCUCGUGCGCUCCCACCGUCACCAACUGCCCUGCCAGGUCGACUGUCACCUCCAGCACCGUCUACCCUGUCAGCAGCUCCAGCGCUCCUGGCUACCCAGCUGAGACCCCCUCUGCCUCUGCCCCGGGUUACCCGGCUGAGACUCCCAGCUCUCCCGCUGGCUAUCCUACCGGCUCCAGCUCUGCCCCCGGAUAUCCCGCCGAGACCCCCUCGGCUCCCGGUUACCCCUCGGGCUCUGCUCCUGCCUCAUCGCCCGCCGGCUACCCCUCGGCUUCUUCGCCUGCUGGCUACCCGUCUGAGACUCCCUCUGCUCCGGGCUACCCUAGCGGCUCCCCCAGCGGCUCUGCUCCUGGCGGUAGCUACCCCAGCUCUAGCCCGGCUCCCUACCCCAUCAGCAGCCCUGCUCCCCAGCAGCCCAGCUACUCCGUGAUUCCCGUCACCUACACCACCUGCGUGCCCACCACCACCGUCAGCUACUCGACUGUGACGCUCAGCCCCUCUGCCCCCGCUGGCACUGGCGUCCCUGGUGCCCCUGGUGCUCCUGGCAACUACCCCACCGGCUCGUACACCGCUUCCAACCCCGGUACUCCCUCUUACCCCACUGGCAGCCCCAUUCCUACUGCUGGUGCUUCCACCAUGGCCGGCUCUGGCCUCCUCGCCGCUGCUGCCGGUGUUGCCGCUCUUCUCUUCGCUUAAGCGAUCCGUCUUGGUUUUCUCUGUUAAUGAUUCGAAAGCCUGGUAGGCAAAUGGCAAUAUGAGGCGUGAACUUAAGCGGUUCGGUUGCAUAUGUACUUAAUUCCUAAUUGCAUUUAUGGGCCUUCGAAUGCCUAUGACAAACCUCCAUUCAAUGUCUGUAUUUGCAAGCAUAUUAUUCUCUUCGUGGUGACUUGGAAAUUGUUAGUGUAGUCGAAAUAUGUUGUAGUUGGACAAUUUAGCGCUUCUUACUAGUCCUGGGUCCUGUGUCGAUCGUCACUUUAUUCCUUACUGUGCAAUCUUGAAUCCUUGUGAGGAGCUGUUCAAUUAUAGGUUGGUGUUCCUGAAAUGCACGCGACCGGGAAAUU